Drosophila persimilis is the source of this 345-nucleotide messenger RNA. RefSeq lists its product as uncharacterized. The transcript has 2 exons. The record is from RefSeq and is a predicted model, not a curated record. The coding region runs from base 53 to 217 and encodes 54 amino acids. Lineage: Eukaryota; Metazoa; Arthropoda; Insecta; Diptera; Drosophilidae.
CGGUUCUACGAAAACAAACUUUUGUUUUGCAUUUUUCAAAAUUAAUUGAAGCAUGCCGUCCAAGAAGAAAGAUUCGGCCAAGAGCUCCAAAAAGGGGGCCCAAGAGAAAGCCCCCAGUACCGAUCCGGCACUGGCCACCUCCACUGCAUCAGCAUCGGAGACGUCACCAGUGAAGCAGUCGAAGGGCUCUAAGAAGGGCAAGGGCACGAAGAAGUAGUGGUGUUCAAAUCAAAAUUAAUCAAGAUCUUCUGUGGGAGAAAAAGUCCCAGAAGAUAUUAUUGAAGACUCAUUAGAAUUACACAAAAGAUGCAAUAAAAACCGAUAUCCAACCGAUUCGCUCUCUUA